Venturia canescens is the source of this 2664-nucleotide messenger RNA. RefSeq names its product alpha-(1,3)-fucosyltransferase C-like (gene FucTC). Gene Ontology annotation, cellular component: membrane. Bases 616 to 1878 code for a protein of 420 amino acids. Lineage: Eukaryota; Metazoa; Arthropoda; Insecta; Hymenoptera; Ichneumonidae. The transcript has 3 exons. The record is from RefSeq and is a predicted model, not a curated record. Gene Ontology annotation, molecular function: fucosyltransferase activity.
UGUCCAACGUUCGUCGUAGACUUAUUAAGUACGACUCAUCAUGCAAGAAAGAGGUGCAAAUGUAACAGUGUUGUCAGUAAUAAUAUCGUACGGCUCGCAUGUUAUCUGUGUUUGCAAACUUUCACUUGAAUGGCUUCGACAGUGGAUUAGUAUGUCGCCGACGAUCGCGAAAGCUGUAAGCGCCACCAGGUUCAUUCGGUUCUCUCAACGAUCAGUUGCACCUUCUAGUCAAAGAGUUUUCAGUUAAAGUUUUUCGACAAAAGUGAAUUUUUUUGAUAGUCAGAAGAAAAUUAAUAACGGGGAAUCUGAAAUCGAAUGAUCGAAGGAAGGAUAAAAAUCGACGCAGAAGGACGAUAAACAUGCGGGCUUUUGGGAGGCUCUGCUGUGCGUGGAUUUUUGUCGAUCGUUACAGUGAUUAGUGAGCGUACAAAGCAGGCACUUAACAGCGAUAAGGAGCUGCACAGUGUGCAUCAUUUCGUGGGACAAUAAAAAAAAAAAAAAUAUUUCAAUUUUCAUUUAGUGCUUCAUGAGUUUGGACCGAAAGUAGAAGUGGUUAGGCGAAAGAAAUAAGUGAGAAAAAGGAUUGUGUCGAAUUGAAGAAAUUUUUUAAACAGUAUGGGAAAAUAUGAACGAUUUCAGCGAUGGUGGCUGUUCGUCAGUGUCACGGGGGUAGCCUUGAUUUAUAUGUUGUUCAACAUUUUUUACGAUCGUAAUCUAGACGCGUGGCGUUUGGAGAGAUUGAAAUUUUCAUUCGGGACGGAAUAUUUGUCCGGUUCUAGGAACGGGACGACGAAAAAGAUUUUGUUUUGGAACACGAUGUGGAGUAACACUACUUUUUACUUUGGCGAAGGUGACGUUUUCCACGAUUGUCCAAACGUUCAAAACUGUUGGGCCACCCACGAUCGUUCGGUGAUAAACGUCGAGGAAUUCGACGCCGUUUUGUUCCACGGGAGUGAAUUGGAUUCAAAUGAUUUACCGGCUAGCCGACGGGAUAGUCAAAUUUACGUUUUUGUCAAUCUUGAGAGCCCCGCUUAUCGGCCAAUCACCCAUUCGCAAUUCGAACAUCACUUUUUCAAUGCCACUAUGACGUAUCGACUUGACAGCGAUGUUGUAUGGCCUUAUGCUGAUGUUCGAAGAAUCGAUGACAAUAGUGUCGUCGCACCCAACCUUGAAACGCUUUGGAAUCCGAAACUCGAUGAAUCAACGGAUCCGAACGAUACGAGGACAGAUAAAAGCAUGGAUAACGAGUCUGAGUUAAUAAAGACUAGAAGAAAAAAGACAAAACCUGCGGUCUGGUUCGUGAGCAAUUGUGCAUCGAAAAGCGGACGUGAGGGAUACGCGAAUGAGCUUGCGAAGCACGUGGAAGUCGAUAUUUACGGAAAAUGCAGCAGGGAGGUACGAUGCGCCAAGGAGGCCAGACGAGACUGCUUUCGUGAAGUUGUCGAGCCUGAUUACUACUUCUAUCUGUCGUUUGAAAAUAGCAUGUGCCAAGAUUACGUGACCGAGAAGCUUUGGAACGCAUUGAAGUACAACGUGGUGCCCAUUGUUUACGGUGGUGCUGAUUACACGCGCUUCGUUCCCCCGGGGUCCUCCAUAAACGCUUUGGACUUUGAGAGCCCGAAGGCAUUGGCAAAUUAUCUCAAAAGACUGAUCGCCGAGCCGAGGGAGUACAACGAGUACUUCGAGUGGAAGAAAACUUACAAAAUUGUUAACUCGAACAGUCGCGUUAUUUGUCAACUGUGUCAAUAUUUACACGAAAACAAACAAAAAAAAUCUUAUUCGUCAUUAUCGGAUUGGUAUGCAACGGACAAAUGUUCGUUGUCAGAGAAAUUGAAAAAAUUUCAAUACCUGACGAGUCAAGUGUUGAAGUAUCGGUAACGAUGAACGAUUAAUCGAAGUCAUUCGUUGAUUGACAGUACGAAUAAUAAUCUAGGCCAUCGUUUUUUUUUCGAGUUUAACACCAUUUGGGUCUACGAGACCCAAAAAUUUCCUUCGCUAUUUAUUAACGAAAUCCGCAAUCGAUUAAUAUAAUCGAUACAUAGAAAAAUAAAAUAAUAAAACAAAUUUGAUUGAACGUACGGAAAUUCAAAUGUCAAGGAAGCCAGUGGAAGAAUUCUACUUGCCUCACGUUACAUCGAAUGAAUCCCAGGAAGUGACUGGAGCUGGUACGAAUUCAAGUAUAUUUUGCUGCAACAGAAACUUCUCUGAUAUCUGAGAAUUGUAAUGUUCUUUUCGUUGUAUUUCCAUAUUCGAAUUAUUUCACGUAAUGCAGUGGCAAAAGAAAAAAAAGAGAUUGAACCUCCGACUCUGAAAAUUGUUCGGAGUUUAAUGUUAAACAUCCACAGAGUUAACGAUGGAAAACAAAAAGACCAGAAGGAAGCACCGAAAAAUGUAGAGAAAUACGAUCUCGACGGGUUUGAUGAUUAUUUCGCAUUUUCGUUUCCGAGAACCGGAAAUAGAGUGUUCGUCGAAAGAGAGUAAACGAUUUUUCCUUAUUUUCCGACUGCAAACGUGGGUCGUUGGCUCAACGCACUCGAGAAAAUUUGAAAAAUUUCAUGCUGCUCUUCGAAAUAUUUAUUUUGAAGGACCACUUGUAAAGUUAUUGAAAAUUUAAUUUUUCCAUACAUUUUUUCUUCAAUAAAGCCGAAGAUUGGCGAGCCAAAA